Molecule: messenger RNA, 3272 nt
Organism: Momordica charantia (bitter melon)
Lineage: Eukaryota; Viridiplantae; Streptophyta; Magnoliopsida; Cucurbitales; Cucurbitaceae
Gene: SLO1
Product: SLOW GROWTH 1
Biological process (GO): RNA modification
Molecular function (GO): RNA binding; protein binding
Source: RefSeq, a predicted model, not a curated record
GUCAUUUGGCGCCUUUUAUAUCCUUCAUUAUUCUCAUUCCUCAACUUCACCUCCAGCUUCACAUGAUCAAUCUUAAUGUUAAGCUCCUCAGCUUCAGAUUUCCGCUUCUGGUUCCAACUUCAUCUCCAUUCCAAAUCCCUAUCAUUUUCCUUCUCCGCACUCACUCUCUUCCUCAUCACAAAGACAAACCCACCAAUUGGAACGCAUCUCACGCCCUCAUUCAAUCCAAGCCACUUCUCUUCCUCCUCGAAAAAUGCACUUCCAUGGCGCAGAUGAAGCAAGUUCAAGCCCAGAUGAUUUCGACCGGCUUCAUCUCAGAUGGGUUUGCCCUCAGUCGCCUCGUCGCGUUCUGUGCGAUAUCGGAGUGGCGAAAUCUUGACUAUUGUGACAAAAUUCUCGACAAUGCGGAGAACCCCAACGUUUUCUCUUGGAAUGUGGCGAUUAGGGGUUAUUCCGAGAGUGAAAAUCCCAGAAAUGCUGUUCUUAUGUACAGGAAAAUGCUGAGGAAAGGUGGAUCGACUCCUGAUAAUUAUACUUAUCCUCUGUUGUUCAAAGCUUGUGCUGGUUUAUCAUUGGGUUUCACGGCUGGUGAGAUUCUUGGGCAUGCUCUACAGUUGGGUUUUGAUUCGGAUUUGUUUGUGCACAAUGCGAUCAUUCAUGUGCUGGUUUCAUGUGGAGAAUUGUUGGCUGCACGUAAGGUGUUCGAUGAAAGUCGUGUGAGAGAUUUGGUUUCUUGGAACUCCAUGAUCAAUGGAUAUGUUAGGUGUGGGCUGGCAAAUGAAGCAUUGAAUCUUUAUUAUAAGAUGGAGGAACUGAAAGUGAUGCCAGAUGAGGUCACAAUGAUUGGAGUUGUUUCAGCUUCUGCCCAGCUAGAGGAUUUAACUCUUGGAAGAAAGCUUCAUCAAUUCAUUGAAGAGAUGGGUUUAAAUUUGACCGUUCCACUUACGAAUUCAUUGAUGGAUAUGUAUAUUAAGUGUGGGAAUAUUGAGCCUGCAAAGACAUUGUUUGAGAACAUGACAAAGAAAACUAUUGUUUCAUGGACUACAAUGGUUGUUGGAUAUGCCAAAUUUGGGUUGUUGGGAAGUGCUAUGAGGCUGUUCAAUGAGAUGCCAGAGAAGGAUGUUGUGCCAUGGAAUGCUCUAAUUGGUGGCUUUGUUCAAGCCAAGCGUAGUAAGGAGGCUUUGGCUCUGUUUCAUGAAAUGCAAGCCAGCAAUGUUGAACCGGACGAGAUUACUGUCGUUAGUUGUUUGUCUGCAUGCUCUCAACUUGGAGCACUUGAUGUUGGAAUUUGGAUGCACCAUUAUGUUGAAAAACAUAAUCUUUCUGUGAACGUUGCCUUAGGGACUGCUCUAGUUGACAUGUAUGCUAAGUGUGGGAACAUAAAAAGGGCUCUACAGGUUUUCCGGGAGAUGCCAGGAAGAAACUCAUUGACUUGGACAGCUACAAUUUGUGGUUUAGCACUUCAUGGACAAUCACAUGCUGCCGUAACUUACUUCUCAGAGAUGAUUGGCAUUGGACUGAUGCCAGAUGAGAUCACUUUCCUUGGGGUCUUAUCAGCUUGUUGUCACGGUGGACUGGUCGAUAAAGGUCGAGAGUAUUUUUACCAAAUGAGCUCCAAAUAUGGUGUCUCCCCAAACCUUAAGCAUUAUUCUUGUAUGGUGGACCUUCUAGGUAGGGCUGGCUUCUUGGAAGAGGCGGAAGAGCUUAUUAAGAGCAUGCCUUUCAAGGCAGAUGCCGUAGUGUGGGGAGCAUUGUUCUUUGGCAGCCGCAUUCAUGGAAAUGUUCAAAUGGGAGAAAGAGCAGCUUCUAAGCUUCUUGAGUUGGAUCCUCAUGAUAGUGGAAUUUAUGUUUUGCUUGCAAAUAUGUAUGGCGACGCUAAUAUGUGGGAGCAGGCAAGGAAGGUGAGAAAGAUGAUGGAAGAAAGAGGGGUGGAGAAAACACCUGGUUGCAGUUCAAUUGAAAUGAAUGGUGUAGUUUUUGAGUUUAUAAUUCGUGACCAAUCACAUCCUCAAUCAGAGAAAAUUUAUGAGUGUUUGACUCGAUUAACAAGACAGCUCGAACUUGUUGAGGAUGAAACUUCUUCAUUGAAAGAACUUUCCUCUUGGUGCUGAUCUAGGUUGCCAUAUUUGAGUUAAGAAACCUACUAAGCUCUCUCUCACAAGCUUGUGCUCAAGGAUGUUUCCAAGAGAAAAUUCAAAUCUUGAUGAUGAGACAUGAUUAUGCUACAAAGAUCGUCACUAGAAAACUUUCUAGUUACCUCUUAAGGAUGUCCUGAUGGUAAGGACUUGGAAUGUUAGAGAUACCCAUCGAAAAGUCCUGGGUUUAAGCCUCCAAGUUGAGAAUUUUAACUUAAAACCAUUGAUACCUCCCUAGCUAUCUUUGUGUCAAGCCUCUCUGCAGGUCAGUGGAAGGUGGGUAUUAGCAUUAUACAAGUGGUGGGGACCCUCCGACAUGCCCCGGUUCAAAACAUAACAGUUAUUAAAAGAAAGCUUUCUAGUCUAGAAGCGACUAUGAUGAGAAGUGAUUCUCUUCAUUACAUUGAGAUUAUGGUCUCCCUCUCAGUCCAGAAAGCUUCCACAAAAAAGAUCAGCAGUAGAAGAUUCUUCUGAAUGUUAUAUUGGAAGCAUGGCAUCUACUUGGCAAGAGAAGAACAUCAAACAGAAAUGAAAUGCAAACCAGAGAUGGCCUGUUAACUGCUAAGGGUGCCCACGGGAAGGAAGGAAGGGCUUUGAGAUUCAUGUUGUGAGAAUGGUCUUUGGUGCUGUGAAAUGCAUAGAGAUCGAAAAGAACAUCAAUGACGAAAGUACUCUGGUGGGCCGAUAUUGAUACCAAGAGAUGAAAGCUAGGGAAGCAGAUGGGAUAAGACAUCCUAGCAAUUCUUAGCCACAACCAAUGGAUACUAGACGUUUUGUGUAUCAAUGUCGUAGCUAGUAUCCUAUCUAGAGAGUACGUUCCCAAGAAUGAAACACAAAGGAUUGACGGGGUCUGCAUGAUAUCCCUGUAUUCCGAUGGAUGUCGAAGAUCUCAGAAAUGAAUUCUGAAAAGGGAGAGGAUUCUCGGAAGAUGAUGAAAAUGUCAUAUGUCAUUCUAAAACCAUUUAGCACAAGGUAAGUUAUUUAUUGCAAUAAAUCAAUUGCCAAGAUGCGUGGAGCCGUAAACUCCUGUAUUUUACAUGAUUUUUCAGAAUAUAGUUACAGUUCCUUUUGAUGCUCCAAGUCUUGUAUAUAAUCAAAUUAGAAGCCAUUUUGUGUUAUAUUUAAGGGAUUUUUGGG